Molecule: messenger RNA, 441 nt
Organism: Volvox carteri f. nagariensis
Lineage: Eukaryota; Viridiplantae; Chlorophyta; Chlorophyceae; Chlamydomonadales; Volvocaceae
Exons: 3
Source: RefSeq, a predicted model, not a curated record
AUGCAGGCGGAGCAUCAGCGUCUCCUCACACAGCACGCCGCCAUCGUCAGGGAGCACGAACACAUGACGUCCUCACAGGCGGCUGCUCUGCGAGAGCUGGAGGCACGGAACGCGGAUGUCUUUCGUCUGCAGCGUCAGCUGGAGGAGGCGCAGGCAGCAGCGGCACUGAACACGGAGGAAGCUGCAGCAGCAGGCGUCCAGCAGCCCGGCGGGGCUGCGCCUCGCGGCAGCUCGGUCCGGCCCGGCGGAUACAGGGCUUCCAGACCGCCGCCCCUGCAUGUGAGCGGGCACUCCUCCGCAGUCGACGAGGAGCGGUGGGCUCUGCGCCUGCACAAGGCGGAGCGUGCGCUGGAGGAGGAGCGGCGAGUGAGCGAGGACCUGCGGCAGCAGCUGAAGUGUGCGGAGGCCGAGUCGCGUGCCACCCUCAAAAAGUUGAAACAG